UUGGUCGCCUUCCAGCAUCAGCCCAGUAGGCGGAGAAGACUACAUUUCCCAGCAGCCACCUAGCGCCGCCUGUGAGUGUCUGCGCGAGAAUGAAUCAGUGGCGUUGUUAUUAACGCCAUAUUGCAAGCUGAGGGAGUACGGUGGUUGCUGGUCCAGGCACGGGAUUAGAGCGAGCGGUAAAGGGUAUCCAGAGCCAUCCUAUCCGGUACAGGAGCCCGGAACUCUUCAGACACCCCCGCAGUGUGAGAGGCUUUGUGGUGAAGCCGGCGGCCUCGGUAUUAGCUGAGAGGUAGAGGCAGGAAGCGCACAGAGGCCGGCAAUUCCUGGGAGAGGAGCCCACUAGAGCCGCCGUCGUCGUCACCACCUCCGCUGUAAUAACGUUGUCCCCGGGGCAGCACCUAGAGCUCAGGACAUGGCCUGCGGAGCCACGCUCAAAAGGACUAUCGACUUCGACCCUCUCCACAGCCCCGCCGCCUCCCCGAAGAGAAGGAGAUGUGCCCCCCUCUCCCCUUCCGGCCCUUCCCCACAGAAAUACCUCCGUAUGGAGCCGUCUCCCUUCGGGGAGGUGUCCUCCAGGCUCACUGCAGAACAAAUCCUUUACAACAUCAAACAAGAGUAUAAACGCAUGCAAAAGAGAAGACAUUUGGAAAGCAGCUUUCAGCAAACAGAACCUUGCUGUUCCAGUGAAGGCCAACCACACACGUUCCUGCCUUCUGGGCCUACUUUACCUGGCACAUCCACAUCAUCAUCGUCACAGCUGCGUAAAGAACAGCCUUUGUUUACUCUAAGACAAGUUGGAAUGAUUUGUGAACGUCUUCUUAAAGAAAGGGAAGAUAAAGUUCGUGAAGAAUAUGAAGAAAUAUUGACCACAAAACUGGCGGAGCAAUAUGACGCAUUUGUGAAGUUCACUCAUGAUCAGAUUAUGCGACGAUAUGGAGAACAGCCUGCUAGCUAUGUCUCAUGAAUUGCUCUAUGCCUUCCUUGGCUGUGCUCCUUUUUUAUUGCUGCAAGAUGUCCUAGUUAAGAACUGCGGCAAUGCCAUAAUCCCCUCCCCUGUGAACACGGCUUAUUUCAAGCUUUUGUCAGUGGCAACCACUCUUAUGCAGCAACUGGUUUUGGAGUGUUCCCUGAUGUCAGUGCCACCUGGAUGUGGAUCUAAGCUACCUGUAUUGAUAUACCAGUGGCCUCAUUUGCUGUAUUAUUAAAAUCUGGCUUCUUUUGUUAAUUUUAAUAUUUUUUAUUUUUUUUUUGGUUUAAAGCUGGUGUUCAAGAACAUGCCCUAUGCUAGUUGUGUAAAUAAGUGAAAAUAGCAAUUUUUUUUAUUUUUUUUUAUGGAUUUUCAGGAAGGUUUUAACAGUGCACUACAAAGCAGUAUCAAUCACCAAUAUGGUGACAUCAUUCAUGGGACAAUUUCCAAGUUACAUUCAACAUAUUUGACCAAGAGAAUACAAUAAAAAGGGCAUGUCUAUUUUAAAGAACUUUGCGGGAGAUGGUAAAGAUGGAUUUAUGAUUUGUUUUGUUAGUUUUUAUUUAUUCUAUCAUUCUUUAACAAAUGUUUGAUGCAAUUUUUUCCCGUCUAUCAUUGUUUAACUGCCUUGUAGUACUGGAAUUUAGUUGAAAAAAAUAAAUAAAAAAAGAAAAGCGCCCUUUU
Molecule: messenger RNA, 1651 nt
Organism: Rana temporaria (common frog)
Lineage: Eukaryota; Metazoa; Chordata; Amphibia; Anura; Ranidae
Gene: AKIRIN2
Product: akirin 2
Exons: 5
Coding region: 413-964 (183 amino acids)
Biological process (GO): positive regulation of innate immune response; positive regulation of transcription by RNA polymerase II
Cellular component (GO): chromatin; nucleus
Molecular function (GO): transcription coregulator activity
Source: RefSeq, a predicted model, not a curated record